Messenger RNA from Triticum aestivum (bread wheat), 3408 nucleotides. RefSeq names its product wall-associated receptor kinase 3. The record is from RefSeq and is a predicted model, not a curated record. Lineage: Eukaryota; Viridiplantae; Streptophyta; Magnoliopsida; Poales; Poaceae. Gene Ontology annotation, biological process: protein phosphorylation; cell surface receptor signaling pathway. The coding region runs from base 139 to 3171 and encodes 1010 amino acids. The transcript is spliced from 5 exons. Gene Ontology annotation, cellular component: plasma membrane. Gene Ontology annotation, molecular function: polysaccharide binding; calcium ion binding; protein serine/threonine kinase activity.
UAGCUAGGCACACAAGCUCAACCAGUCAAUGGCGCACAUAACAACCAUCUUAGGGGUGGUGAUGGCGGCCGCAGCGGCGACGAUGCUGGUGUCGCCGCUCCUUGCUGAGCCGAAAUUUCUCCGGCUGAGGCACAAGGGAUGCCCAACUGCGACAUCACCUGCGGCAGCAUGAGCGUGCCAUACCCAUUCGGCAUGGGCCCAGCCAGGUGCUAUUGGCCGGGCUUCAACCUCACGUGCGACCGCAGAAGCAACCCGCCGCGGUUGCUGCUCGGCGACGGCACCCUCCAAGUCCAAGAACUCUCCAUGAGUAACUGGUCGACAUUUGUGACCGUCAUACGUACGGGUGACAUAAAAGUCGACGGCAAUGGUGAAGGCAAGCUCGGCGGUGGUCUUACGGCCGAUGGGCCCUUCACGAUUUCAUCCAACCAGCUCAUCCUGGUUGGUUGCAACAUCCAGGCGACGCUCAAGAACGGCGACGUGACCGUGAGCAGCUGUUCUUCUGUGUGUGAAAACGGCGAUGGACUCUCGGAGGCGCUAUCCAUACUCGAAGCGGGCAACCAAUGUACCGGCAAUGGCUGCUGCCAGUCGGACAUUGUCUUCAACCCUGCAGAGGUAGCAGGAAGGCUUUUCAACAGUACGUCCUAUGACGUGCAGCUCAAAUGGUUCGGCUGGAACCGCAGCACGGACCAGCAAUGGCCCGCACACGUCUUUAUCGCGAGGUCCAGAUGGUUCAGCGGUACAUCAGUCUUCCGCAAGCUGUUACGAACAGACGCCCCCGUGUCAGCGGAUGCAAUGCAAGUUCCCUUUCGGCUGGACUGGGAGGUUGUUGGCCAUGGCGCAGAAGGCUCCAACAUAUGCAAAAGCAAGCACAGCGACUACCUAAAGGGCAAGAAAGGCUACACAUGCUCCUGCAAUCACGGCUACGAAGGGAAUCCCUACAUCACCGACGGAUGCAAAGAUAUCGACGAGUGCAACAAUGAAGGGUCUGCUAAGUGCUAUGGUCAUUGCACCAAUUUGGAUGGAUCAUAUUAUUGCCGGUGUCCCCCCGGAACCGAUGGCGAUGCUACCCUCCAAGGUGGCUGCCGCACUCCCAUCACAAGUGACUGCAUUACGUCCUGCGGCGACAUUGAUGUACCGUACCCCUUUGGCAUUGGAUCUGCCAAUUGUUACUGGCCAGGGUUCAACCUCACCUGUGAUACUUUCCUACAACCAGCAAAGCUACUCAUCGUCCUACGUGACCUCGUCCUCGACAAGGACGUCAUGUUCCACGUCACCGAGAUAUCCCUCCAGACCAACACGGUGCACAUCCUUCAUAGCAAUGCCAUCAACCAUAUCAACCCUAGCGACUCAAAAAGUAUUUUAAUGUUUGGCAACUACUCGGAGGCGCCCUACUCGUUAUCGACCAGCAACUUGUUGAUCCUAUCUGGUUGCAACCUUCAGGCGACGCUGCUGAUCGGAAAUGGUACCGAGGAUUUCAUCAGCGGUUGUGCUUCCUUCUGCCCCUCCAAUGUAAAUGACACCUACCUCGAGAUGACACUACAGGGUACAGGCAGAAACUGCUAUGGCAUGGGCUGCUGCCAGGCACAUAUUUCCAUGUCCUCCAACGGCUUCCCCACGUCGUUGGCGUAUCAAAAGCUCAACAAGAACAGUGACCAGGAAUUGACAACCCAGCCUGCGUACAUGCUAAUCGCAGAGGAGGGGUGGUUUGAUCAGGGACGUUUAUCCAAGGAGAUGGUGGGGCGGGAGGAAUCCGAAACUUCCAAGGUGCAGGUUCCUCAAGUUCUGCAGUGGGAGGUAAUACAGGACUUACCACGACCAGUUGACAUGAAGGCGCAUCCGGGCUGUCCAUCGGAGGUAGCCCUCAAGCUCUGCAAGAGCAAGAAUAGCUACUGCAAACGAGGGAGCAGAGGUUAUUUAUGCCAUUGCAUGGAUGGCUAUGACAAGCGCGGCAGCAACCCCUACCUCGCCAAUGGAUGCAAAGGUGGCCGCAAGCCAUUGUCUACAGGUAUAUACCUCAGCAUAGGAGUUGCUUUUGGGGCAGGCAUCAUACUAUCUGUUCUCGCUGGAUCCUUUGCACAUAAGAAAUUCAAACAUCGAAGAUCACUAAUGUUGAAAAAGAACUUUGAAAAAAACCGAGGGCAAUUGUUGCAACAAUUGGUAUCACAAAGAGCUGAUAUUGCAGAAAGAAUGAUUAUAACCUUAGAUGAGCUUGAGAAGGCAACAAAUAAAUUUGAUAAAGCUCGUGAGCUUGGUGGAGGAGGGCAUGGUACAGUCUACAAAGGCAUGCUAUCAGAUCUUCAUGUUGUAGCCAUCAAGAAACCAAAGGUGGCGAUUCAAAAGGAGAUUGAUGAAUUCAUUAAUGAGGUUGCUAUCCUAUCACAGAUCAAUCAUAGAAAUGUGGUAAAACUAUAUGGUUGUUGCCUUGAAACAGAGGUCCCCAUGUUGGUCUACGAGUUUAUAUCUAAUGGUACACUUUAUGAUCAUCUUCAUGUUGAUGGACCACGAUCGUUGUCAUGGAAUGAUAGGCUACGGAUAGCAACUGAGACUGCCAGAUCUUUAGCCUAUCUUCACUCAACAGCUUCAGUACCCAUAAUCCAUAGAGAUAUCAAGUCUGUUAACAUACUUUUGGAUGAUAGUCUAACAGCAAAGGUUGCAGACUUUGGAGCUUCAAGAUAUGUUCCGGUGGAUAGAUCAGGGAUCACAACAAGAGUGCAAGGUACAAGAGGAUAUCUGGACCCCAUGUGUUUCUAUACUGGGCGUCUCACAGAAAAAAGUGAUGUGUAUAGCUUUGGUGUCCUGCUUCUGGAGUUGUUGACUAGAAAGAAACCGUUUUCAUACAUCUCUUCUGAAGAUGAAGGCCUUGUCACACAUUUUUCUACCUUAUUCACACAAAGAAAAUUAUCAGAGAUACUAGAUCCACAAGUUCUGGAAGAGGGCGGCAGAGAGAUGGAAGAAGUCGCAGCAAUUGCAGCAAUGUGUAUUAGAUUAAGAGGGCGCCCGUCCAUGAAGCAAGUGGAGAUCAAACUUGAAGGCACUCAAGCAUCCAGGGGACAUGAGGGGGGUGAUGUAAUAAGCUGUCAACGGGCUGCAGAUGGAAGUAGGUGCGAGGAAUUGUCCAGGCAGCAUAGUAUGGAAGAAGAGUUCAUGUUAUCUUCAAGGUAUCCUCGGUAGUUUUGCUUAAGCCCGAGCUCAUCAGUACAUUAGUUUUCAACACUUUUUUUGAGAUUCUUCUUUCAAUUAAUUUCCCUUGUGCAUUUGAUCUCUUUGCUUGCUUACAUGGCAGCUCCUUUUCUUCAUCCUGUCUUUUCCCAAAUAAACUUAGCAUUAACACCCUCUAUAAGGUUAUAAUCUUGUUGUAACCGGGUCGGGUGCUUAGCCAGGUGGCAGCAAAAUUAUUAGUGAAACAGA